UUCGCUCUAAGCAGUGGUAACUGUUGCUGUCCUUCGGACCACAUUUACAACUUGCCAGACUUGGCAGGGUUAGAGAUGUGCAACAUCUACAUUGUCUGCAGGUGGUGAGGAUUCUGUGACACCCAACAGAUUCCCUGCUAUCGGCAAAAUGAUUAUCUUCAGGAUUAGAAAAGUCCUUUGUGUCAUCGUUCUACUCUGCAUCACUACUAUCGUUGUGUUUUAUACCGGACAGCUGUCCUCCAAUUCGCUUGUGGACUUUGUUAAAAAUGCCCUUCGGCCUCUGGACAGGAUCCUCUCCUCAAAAUAUUGCGCCUGUCUCAAAUGUAUGACACAGCCAGACGAUGACCUCUGGUUUCAGAAGCGCUUCAACACAUCGGUUCAACCCUUUCUGACCAGAAAGUACAAGACACUCUCCAACGAUACAAGAAUGUGGUGGCAGAAAUUGCAGAAAGACCGUAACAUAGCCAACUUUAGCGAGGUGGUGGAGAAGUUGUUCCAGGUCAUCCCUGAUGCUGACCUUUACAUGGAUGCAGGCCCUGAGCGCUGUAGGACCUGUGCUGUGGUGGGGAACUCUGGGAACCUCAAGGGCUCCCACUACGGAGCCCUCAUCGACUCCAGUGAUGUCAUCAUAAGAAUGAACAAGGCUCGUACCUCUGGCUAUGAGCGGGAUGUUGGCAGCCGCACCACACAUCACAUCAUGUACCCAGAGAGUGCCAUAGAUCUGGACAACACCACUAGUCUCUUGUUUUUCCCUUUCAAGACUCUGGACCUUCAGUGGCUACCCGGUGCCAUUACCACUGGGUCUCACAUCACCUUCUCAUAUUUACGUCUUAGACCGAAGAUAAAGGCCAACAAAGAUUUGGUAUUGGUUCUGAAUCCUGUGUUCAUGAAAUAUGUUCAUGAAGUCUGGCUUGACUAUUACGGCAAAUACCCCUCCACCGGAUUCAUGGCUUUGAUAUUAGCCCUACACAUUUGUGACGAGGUGAAUGUGUAUGGAUUUGGGAAAGACAGAAAUGGGAACUGGCACCACUACUGGGAAACACUAACCAAUAAAAAGCUCAAGACUGGAGCACACCCUGGAGACUAUGAGUACAAUGUCACUAGAAAGCUCUCGGAAAUACACAAACUUGAGAUAUAUAAGGGAUGGUGAUAAUCAUUAAUCCAGAUCAUUAACGGGAUUUGCUUCAGUAGUCCCAUUUUUUUAUAUUGAACAAUUUAUUUCUGACUGUUUAGUCUGUCGAGGGCUACAUUACAUCUUAGAAACACCAUUCAAACUUUAAAAAAAGUUUGGUCUUGAUAAACAUGCUUUUGAUAACAUUUAUACUUUUUAAACUUUUUGACCUUCUAAAAAAACAAAUCUACUUUUAAAAACAAAUCUACUUUUAAAAACAAAUCUACUUUUCAAAUUUCCAAAGCUAUCUGGAAUCAGAUUUGAAAUAUCUUCCACCAAUCAUACUAUACAACUCUUUUAAGCCCGGGUUCAGAUACAACAGCCAACAAGACGAGAAGAGCCGAAACUAGCCAGUUGUAGAAUUUUGUGUCGUGGGUACAAAAUGGUUUUGUUACAGACUAAUGCUAUGUAAAUGCUUGAGUUGAAUACUACUAGUCACUGAUCAUUUUCCACACCUGUCCAGUAACCUCUUUACGUACCACACAGAAGAGUGAUUUAUUAAUUGCUCAUUAUCUUUCGGGCACUAAAGCCUAGCCAUGUGGAAACAUAGUUUCCUCUGGUUAGGCUUUAAAGAUCCCAUGUCUCCUCUAUUUUAGACAUACAGUGCAUUCAGAAAUGAUUCAGACCCCUUGACUUUUUCCACAUUUUGUUAUGUUACAGUCUUAUUCUA
Messenger RNA from Oncorhynchus tshawytscha (Chinook salmon), 1841 nucleotides. Its product is annotated as CMP-N-acetylneuraminate-beta-galactosamide-alpha-2,3-sialyltransferase 1-like. The record is from RefSeq and is a predicted model, not a curated record. The transcript is spliced from 7 exons. Lineage: Eukaryota; Metazoa; Chordata; Actinopteri; Salmoniformes; Salmonidae. Gene Ontology annotation, molecular function: beta-galactoside (CMP) alpha-2,3-sialyltransferase activity. Bases 149 to 1150 code for a protein of 333 amino acids.